GUGGACACAAACCUGCUGACACCUCGACUACAUGACCCUGUGAGAACACAAACCGUUAACACCUUGACUAGUGUCCCCCGUGUGGACACGAGCCUGCUGACACCUCGACUACAUGACCCUGUGAAAUCACGAACCUUUAACACCUUGACUCGUGUCCCCAGUGCGGACACAAGCCUAUUGACACCUCGACUACAUGACCCCGUGUGGGCACGCGCCCAUUAGCACCUCACUGCACGUCCCCCGUGCGGACACGUGCAGCUCGUAAGUCGGACAGUACACGGCCCGUCACCGCCGAAGCAGGUCCACACACCCCCGUGAGGCUGUACGACCUACCUGUGACAACCCAUCGUGCAACCUCUACCUGCUGGGAUCCACCGCACCUAGUUCAUCGUGCUACCUUCGGGUUUAUGUCCAUCCUCGAACUGGCCAAACCCGCUGGACUUUACACCUGUCGGAGUUCUAUCCUGUCUUAGCAGGGUUAGACCUGGACUGUGAUCUUAUGCGUCAUACCCGUUUAUUAGUCUUCCGGCCAUCGCCUCCUCCCACACCUACCCCGAACUCCAUGACCUCAAGGACCCCGAACUUCAACGCCUGGCCUGCGCUCUACCAUCCGUCGUUAUCUCCGACAGAGCUCCCAGCACCGUCAAGAAGUACGUGAGAGCCUUCCGCGCCUGGGAAACCUUCGCCUCAUCCAAAGGACUGUCCCCCCUUCCAGCUCGUGGCCCACACCUGGCACUUUACCUACUCAAACUCCUACAGUCUUCCCGCUCUGCCGCCCCACUGGAAGCCGCCGUAUUUGCCGUCGCCUGGGCUCAUCGCAUCGCAGGCCAUCCAUCACCCCACUCUCACCACCUACCAUCCCAAGUACUGCAAGCUGCCAAGCGUAUCCUCGCAGCCCCUGUCUCCAAGAAGCUACCCCUGACACCAUGUCACAUCCGACAACUCUGCUCCACCUACGUUUCACCUUCCAUGAACAUUGACACGCUACAGACUCUCUGCCUUAUCGUCAUCGGUUUCGCCGGAUUCCUCCGCUGGGAUGACUUGAGUCAGCUACACGCAGACGAUGUGAACUUCUGCGACGGCUACGCCGCCCUUUUCAUUGAGAAACGGAAAAACGAUCAGUUCAGGGAAGGCCAUUGGGCCUGCAUCGCCACCACCGGUUCUACCUCUUGCCCCGUAACCCUCCUCAAGCGUUUCCUCAAGUCCUCCAACUCAUCCGGCCACAUCAAGCUCUUCCGUCGAGUCUCUAAUCACCGUGGCAACAUUUCCCUGCGACAGGAACCCAUGUCUUACACGAGAGCUCGGGAAAAAGUCCUCUCCAUGUUGUCGACCAUCGGCCUGGAUCCAACCAGAUACGGCCUACACAGCCUCCGUUCGGGUGGAGCAAGCACCGCUGCAGCCAUGGGCGUCCCAGACCGUCUCAUCGCGCACCACGGUGGCUGGCGCAGCACCGAAGCACGAGAAGGCUACAUCCUCGAGUCCAAGUCGGCUAUUCUUGGAGUCUCCCGUUCCCUCGGCCUUUAAUCCCCCCCCUCCCCACCAUCCACCCCCGGCUUCACCGCCUUCUUCUAUCCUUUUGUUUUCGUGGCGUGCGCACGACUACCCUACCCUUGUGUCUGUCCAGUUUGUGAAUAGACAGGAAACUUAGUUCUCUUCGGAGUUUACGAAGAAGAGAAAUCACGUUUCCUGUCGGCUCACAAAUUGGACGGAUGUUCCCCCAUCCGUAACCCUCUCCUAUUGGUCCUCACUUCCUACCCCCUACCUACCCUACGACUCAUCCUCAUUCGUCGUCGCCACUUCAUAG
Branchiostoma belcheri (Belcher's lancelet) is the source of this 1804-nucleotide messenger RNA. RefSeq lists its product as uncharacterized. NCBI's taxonomy places the organism in Eukaryota, Metazoa, Chordata, Leptocardii, Amphioxiformes, Branchiostomatidae. The record is from RefSeq and is a predicted model, not a curated record. The coding region runs from base 970 to 1524 and encodes 184 amino acids. Gene Ontology annotation, biological process: DNA integration; DNA recombination. The transcript has 2 exons. Gene Ontology annotation, molecular function: DNA binding.